This is a messenger RNA of Schistosoma turkestanicum, 4219 nucleotides long. The record is from the annotation of a GenBank genome assembly. Lineage: Eukaryota; Metazoa; Platyhelminthes; Trematoda; Strigeidida; Schistosomatidae.
GUGAACGUUAACUAUUAAUAUAGUAUUGUCAUAUGUCUCUUUUAUUUUCGAAGCAAAAUUAUUCUACGCCACAUUCUAGUGAUCAGGAGCUUGUUAAACAACUUACCGACUUGAUACGACAAAAUGUUCCAUAUUCCAAAAGACUUGAUGUGUUAGGGAUAUUAUCCUACACUACAGACAAUGGAUGUGAAAAGUUUUUAAAGAUUGAUUCUUCCUUCUCAGUUACCAGUGCAGAAGCAUCCGAAAAUAUCGAAAAACUCCCGGAAUAUUCUACAUUAAAUUCCGUUAAGAUUUCUGACGACAGUAAUUCUACAAAAACUGAAGCCACUGACGAUUACUCACAGGAUGUUGAUGGUGAGCAACACAGCUCGACUCACUCUCCUGGUGCUUCACCUCCUUUAUUACCACCAUCAGUUAUCCAAGUGACUAGGGUUGGUCGAACAGAUGAGAAACUUGAUCCUAACCGUUCUGAAAAUGACUUAGAUACGCAACCUUCAGAUAGAACUCAGUUAACAGAGUGUGAUACAGACGACAAUGCUUAUCGCCGCUGCCGCAGGAAGUGUCGAAAUCCAAGACGACAAGUCUUUGACUCUGACUCACACGUUGGUGAUAGUGAUGUUGAAGAUGUCGGUACUGAUGUGGAAGAUUUAGUUCAGACAUCUGGAUCUAAAGAUGAUAUAGAUAUUGCUGCUAAAGUCCCUCGAAUGGAUUCACAGAUUACUAUUACUGUCUCUGAAUCUUGUAUAAAAGAAGUGCCGGCAGUUACAACUUCGAAUCCUGAUGUUGACAUGGUUUCUAUUUCUUUAAGUAGUGGCUUACAGGAUAAUAACACCUCACUCCCAGUUUUAGCUGCUUCUCCGACACCUGCCAGUGUUUCUUUUGUUCCUAUGCAUUAUUCUACCGUAAACAGGUAUUUAAGUCCACAAGUUACCUCUAGUGACAUCUCUGCGCUGGUGAAUAAUCAACUGAGUUCUGGGACAAAGUAUGCUAUUUCGGCAAAAUCUUUGGGUUUAGGAGAUAUUGGGGAUUUGUGCGGGAUUCUACCGAUAAAUACUCUCUUAGGUAAAACCCUUAUAUCUGGAAAUGAUACAAAUGUGUCGUCUAAACUGCUGUUCGCUAACAAUGUUGGCUCAGCAGUUUGUGCAAGUGGUUCAGAAACUACCAAUCACUCAGGGUUUUCGCAACAAACGACGCAAUGUAUUAGUCCUUCACCGGUCACAAAUCAGAACCUUAUGCUAAAUCCAAACUUAGCUGCUGCUGUUGCUGCCGCAAUUUCCAAUUCUUCAUUUUCACUGUCAAGUAGUGGUAAUCCAGUUGCUAAUAAUGGGUCAAAUCUAACUACAAGUAUACCUACAUUAAAUACUCCUUCAAUAGCCUUAACUGGGCCUUCUGGAGAGAUUCUUGGCACAAUACCGAUAGCUUCUGCCAACUCAUCCCAAAGUAUUAUUUCUUCUGCCCUAGGAAGUAAUCUCGUUCAGCCUUGUUCUAUAAAUAAUUCUCUAACAACAGUUAGUGUUACAUUGCCAGCUAAUCCGAUUACUGGACCUUCAACAGGUUUGGCAAACACACUGAACUGGUUACGUUGUGCCACAGCCCCAGUAGAUUCUGUUUCACACCAAGUCAUAAAUAAUUUUAAUCCAGGUGCUAAUGCGUCAUCAUUUUCCGUAACAUCGGGUAAUCCUGUUGCUCUUCUACAAUCUUUAGUCACGCAACAACAGCAGCAAGGAUUGCAAGCUCAGAUGCAAAAACAGCAGUCAUUGCAACCAGCAUUUUCUGUGGGACCUACUUUGGCCUUAAUUGGAACCUUAGGACUUAACUCCACAGUAACAUGUACUGUUACUGGACAACAUCCAUCAGAAGCAACACUCACAUCCAGUACUGGGUUGUCAACUCCUGUCUCAGCAGUGUUACCCAGCACGUUACAUAACAAUGUUCAGUCAGGUCCUGUUAAUAACAACGCAGCCUUAGUGGCUGCUGCCUUGUUGCGAAGUUUGACGAAUGUGAAGCAGUCAAACCAAGAAUUAACUGAUUCGAAUAACAUUGACACAAAUCCCUAUAAUCCACCAGCAUCACUAACCUUGAUCACAAACAACAUCCCUUCCUCUGUCAGUGUUGUCGCCUCAACAAAAGCAAAUAUAAUUGGUUUUGAUGAAGCAGGCCAUGGGAACAACAUACUGACUAGCAGAAUUGUUCAACCAACUCUUAACUUAAACGGUGUUAUUACUUCAAGUCAGGCGUCGAAUGUUUGUCAUACGGUUCCCACUCUAACACAAACGAUACCAACUCGCAAUUCCAUCAUGUUAUCGUACCCUCGUGGAGGAACAGAAAUGAAUCUCUUACUGACACCAGCAUCUGCGCAUGCAUUUGUUACAUCUCAUUUAACUCCUCUUACGGCUGUCCCAGCAGCAUUGUCAUUCCAAGGUUUACCUGCAUCACAGUCUACAAGUUUAACACUAACUUCACCUGUGUUACUUCAUACCCCAGUUACAUCCACAGUAAUUCAGACUUCAGGCGUUAUUUCUGAAACCACCACUACAACUAAUACGUAUAUGGUCCCGUGUACCACUCCAUUUGACCAAACGUCACGUAAAGCUGACAAAACUUUAACUUACGUCACAGAAAGCGGUUCAAAAAUAACGUCAAACGCCAGCCAAGCUCCAACUUCGAAUUCUGAUCCUACUACUUCUGCUAUAGAUAGAAUUCUGCAAACUAUAAAAGGAUGUAUGAGUGCUAAUGCAAAUCGAGAGUCAGACAGUAAACUAAAGAUACGCAAAAAUGAAAGUAACGGAACAUACCAAGCCAUUACGAGUGAUGAAGUUAGCAGUCAUCGUACUAAUGAUGCCAAAAGGGCAACUGGAACUAAAUUUCCUCCAACAAAUAAAAAUAAUUCAUCAUUAGAGAAUGAUUGUGUUUCUCGUUCAGCUUCUACAAACGAUCGGUUACCUCUCCCACCGCUACAGAAAAGUGCUGCAGAAUCAUCGGAAAGUUCUUCAUCGAUUCCUAUCAACAAGUUUUACCGGUGUAGAUACUGUGGGAAAACGUUUAACCGAAAGUUCUGUCGUGAACGACAUGAAAGACUUCAUACUGGUGUGAAACCGUAUUCCUGUGAACUUUGUGAUGAGAAAUUUAUUCGUCUUGAAGAUAAAAAGCGACAUGUUAGAUCACUGCAACAUUAUUUUUCUGGCAGAGGUUCUCUGAGAACUAGUGGAUUAGAUGAUCAAAUGGAUGGAAAUGCAGGUUUAGGUGUUGAACCCUCCAGUGUACUACCCCUGCUUGCACAAACACUUCAAGGAGGAACAAAUGUAGAGACUUCUGAAAAGGAAACUGACGAGCUGUGUAAUGGAACAGAUGAACAGAAUUUAAGUAGUCAUGUAAGUGAAAACGAAUCAGAAGGUGCUGCGGCAGCUGUGGAGUUCAGCAGUGAACAGUGUAAUCCGGAAGGAAAUGAGCAUUGUGAUAAUAAUACUAAAAGUACUUCUCAUUCGACAUUAUAUGAUGGAAGCCAUACUAUUCGAAAUGAGGAUACAGAAGAUAGAUUACGAGAGGUAAAAACUAAAUCAGAGCAACCAUCGGAUGAUCUCUUAACAAACCUCCGCCUAACAUCGAAAGUUCAAUUCAAUAAAACGAGAUGUCGGGCAGCUCUAAAAGAAACUCAAACAGCUGUAAAUUCAUCAAAUGAAAACUGCUGUGAAAUAAUUAAAAUACCUACUGUUGUUCUUUUUACUACUGAUGAUGCUACUGAUUCAAAGUCUAUGACAAAGUCAUAACUUUUUUGUAACAACGGCUUUUCACUGCCGCUUUAUGUAAGUAUCCCAAACUAAUCAUGUGUUCAAGUGAUUAUCUUAUAAUCUGUACAGAUGUAUAAAGUGUUUUCUAUCACUUCUUAUGUAAGUAUACUUACUUGUGCGUUUAAAUGACAUUAUUUUCACUAGAUAUUAUUUUAACAUGAAAUGCUAAUUUGUUGUACAAAAGAGAACUGUUUUUAGCUUUGUCUUAGUAAUUUAUUACAAUUUAAUUAUUUAAAAGCAUUCCAGAAUGCGAACAUUGCUGAUACUGUUCAGCCUACCACCGAACAUCUUUUAGUUUGUGUUGUCUUUUGGUCGAAUUUGUUUUGAAGUCAACAUCUCUAUGUAUGACAAUCAUAUAUUUAUCAAAAACCACUAUAUUUUAUUGUGUAUAUUUAAUUUCUGCUAUUUUAUGUGCUUAAAAUACUUAUUAA